AUGCACGGGGGAAGGAGAGGACUGGUGGCGCCGCAGAACACUUUUUUGGAGAACAUCGUCCGACGCUCGAGCGAGACCAGUUUUCUCUUGGGUAAUGCUCAGAUCGUCGAGUGGCCUAUAGUGUACAGUAAUGACGGAUUCUGCAAGCUUUCUGGCUACCACAGGGCUGAGGUCAUGCAGAAGAGCAGUACUUGCAGUUUUAUGUACGGUGAACUGACAGACAAGAAGACAAUAGACAAAGUCAGGCAGACUUUUGACAACUAUGAGUCCAAUUGCUUUGAAGUUCUGCUCUAUAAGAAGAACAGGAGCCCAGUAUGGCUAUACAUGCAAGUGGCCCCGAUCAGGAAUGAAAAUGAUAAAGUGGUUCUGUUCCUCUGCACCUUCAAGGACAUAACCGUCUUCAAACAACCCAUCGAGGAUGAGACCACCAAAGGAUGGACCAAAUUUGCAAGACUGACCAGAGCGCUGACCAACAGCCGAGGCACACUCCAACAACUUACACCGUUAAACAAAACUGAAGUGAGCCACAAGCACUCACGACUGGCUGAGGCUCUGCAGUUAGGCUCAGACAUCCUCCCGCAAUACAAACAGGAGGCUCCUAAAACUCCUCCUCAUAUCAUCCUGCACUACUGCACCUUCAAAACCACCUGGGACUGGGUCAUCCUCAUCCUCACCUUCUAUACUGCCAUCAUGGUGCCCUAUAACGUCUCCUUCAAGACCAAACAGAACAACCUGGCCUGGCUGGUGGUGGACAGUGUGGUAGAUGUCAUCUUCCUGGUGGACAUUGUGCUUAAUUUUCACACCACAUUUGUGGGGCCUGGUGGAGAGGUCAUAUCAGAUCCUAAACUCAUACGCAUGAAUUACCUGAAAACCUGGUUUGUCAUAGACCUGCUUUCCUGCCUGCCGUAUGACAUCAUCAACGCUUUUGAGAAUGUGGAUGAGGACUCCAUCUCUGACUCCUCUGCAGUGGGCCACAUACCAGCGGCACGAAACGGCACACGCACCGAAGACUCUGUGCUGCCGGGUCUCAGCAGCCUUUUCAGCUCACUUAAAGUGAUACGUCUGCUGCGUUUGGGCCGUGUGGCUCGUAAACUGGACCACUAUCUGGAGUAUGGCGCUGCUGUUCUGGUUCUCCUUGUCUGCGUCUUUGGCCUGGUGGCUCAUUGGUUGGCCUGUAUCUGGUACAGCAUUGGUGAUUACGAGGUCAUUGAUGAAGUCACCAACACCAUUAAGACAGACAGCUGGCUCUAUCAGCUAGCAGUCAGUAUCGGCACACCUUAUCGGUACAAUACCAGCGGAUCAGGCCAGUGGGAGGGAGGACCCAGUAAGGACACCCUUUACAUAUCAUCACUCUACUUCACAAUGACCAGUCUGACAACCAUUGGCUUUGGUAACAUCGCGCCUACCACAGAUGGCGAGAAAAUCUUCUCUGUGGCCAUGAUGAUGGUGGGCUCUCUCCUGUAUGCCACCAUCUUUGGAAACGUGACCACCAUCUUCCAGCAGAUGUAUACCAAUACCAACCGCUAUCAUGAAAUGCUGAACAAUGUACGGGACUUUCUGAAGCUCUAUCAGGUGCCAAAAGGCCUGAGUGAAAGAGUAAUGGACUACAUUGUCUCCACAUGGGCCAUGUCAAAAGGCAUUGAUACAGAGAAGGUGCUGUCCAUCUGCCCCAAAGACAUGCGGGCAGACAUUUGCGUCCACCUGAACCGGCAGGUGUUUAAUGAGCAUCCUGCCUUCCGACUGGCAAGUGACGGCUGUCUACGCUCCUUGGCUGUGGAGUUUCAGACAACACACUGCGCGCCAGGAGACCUCAUCUUCCAUGCUGGAGAAAGUGUUGACACGCUAUGCUUUGUGGUGUCUGGCUCACUUGAGGUCAUUCAGGAUGAUGAAGUUAUUGCCAUCCUAGGUAAGGGUGAUGUGUUUGGUGAUGUUUUCUGGAAAGAGACCACGCUUGCUCAUGCAUGUGCCAAUGUGCGGGCGCUGACUUAUUGUGACCUGCAUGUGAUCAAGAGAGAGGCCCUGCUCAAGGUGUUGGAAUUCUACACAGCUUUCGCCAACUCCUUCUCGCGUAACCUCAUCCUCACCUGCAACCUCCGGAAGCGGAUUGUCUUCCGUAAAAUCGCAGAUGUGAAGAAGGAGGAGGAGGAGAGAAGGCACCAGAAAAAUGAGGUGACACUCUCCAUUCCUGUGGACCAUCCAGUCCGUAAACUCUUCCAGAAGUUUAAACAGCAGAAAGAGAUGAGAGCACAGGGGUCCUUGCUGCCAGACCUAGAGAGGAACCAGGUCCAUAUGGAGCACCAGCUUCAUCCAUUGUCCCACCACCAUCAGCAUCACCAUUAUCCUCAGACCCAAUACCAGGCGCACCACUCACUCCAUCAUCACCAUGGACCCUCUAUGCAAAAUGGGGCUCCUGGUUUGGGUGGAGGGAGUAGUAAUGGUGGCUCCACAGUUGUGACUGUUUCACAGAUAACCCCAGUUCAAAGCUCCCUGGCAUAUGUUCAAACAGAGGACUCCAGUGGGAUGGCCUGUCAUGAGGCCAUGGAGCUUAAGCCCAGCCUUAGUGUGGUUGACCAGAACUGUCGAAAGUUCACCAGUCCUAUCCGACCAAGGGGUGGUGGUGGUAACGGUGGACGGGGAUGGAUGCGUCUCAGGAACACAGCAAAUGGAUCCUCAGUCACACCGCCAUCUAAUGCAGAUUGGCCACAGAAGGAGGAGGAAUGGGGAGAUGUUGCACAGCCCCUGAGACUGCUCCCAAAAGAUGCCAAAACCCAGGCAGCUGAGGGGAAAGGAUCCAUUACAGUCAGUUCAGACAGAAAUGGGAGUGACAGUGGAAAUGGUGGCACUGAAGGAGCAGAUGAUAAGAGUGCAUUACACAAGACUGACUCUUGUGACAGCGGUAUCACCAAAAGUGACUUACGCAUUGACAGGAUAGGUGACACUCGUAGCCCCAUGGAGCGGAGCCCAUUUGAACAUCCUAGCCCUGGAAUAGGAGUCUUGACCACAAGAGGUCUUUCUUUCCUACCUGUGCCUGAGCAGGCUCUGCUUCAAAGCACCUUGCAGGAGGCUAAGAUGGAACUUAAGGGAGACAUCCAGACCCUGAGUGGUCGUCUGUCUGUCCUGGAGGCCCAGGUGGGAGAGAUUUUAAGACUGCUCUCAGAGCAGAGGAGAUCAAACCCACCACAGACUUUAACACCCAAAACCAAACUCAAAUGUCAGGACAUUUUCACUGUCUCAAGACCUGUUACUCCUGAGGCAGACAGAGAUGGUGGACCUUUUUGA
Messenger RNA from Neoarius graeffei (lesser salmon catfish), 3279 nucleotides. It is a transcript of the gene kcnh5a, whose product is annotated as potassium voltage-gated channel, subfamily H (eag-related), member 5a. The record is from RefSeq and is a predicted model, not a curated record. Gene Ontology annotation, biological process: regulation of membrane potential; potassium ion transmembrane transport. The transcript is spliced from 12 exons. Gene Ontology annotation, molecular function: voltage-gated potassium channel activity. Bases 1 to 3279 code for a protein of 1092 amino acids. Lineage: Eukaryota; Metazoa; Chordata; Actinopteri; Siluriformes; Ariidae. Gene Ontology annotation, cellular component: membrane.